GCGCGGCGGGGCCGGGACCGGGCGCUGCGGCGCCAUGAAGGACUGCGAGUACCGGCAGAUCCCGCCGGGGGUAGCGGGGCCGGGACCGGGUACGGUUGUUUCGUCACCUCCGUUAUCCACCGGGCCGGAGCGGGCCGGGCCGGCCCGUCGUCCCCGGCGGAAGUGGGAGGUGUUCCCGGGCCGUAACCGGUUCUACUGCGGCGGUCGCCUCAUGCUGGCUCGGCACAGCGGAGUCUUCGCUCUCACCCUCGGCCUCAUCCUGGCCACCAGCGGCCUCUUCUUCGCCUUCGACUGCCCCUUCCUUGCCAGUCACCUCACCUUGGCCAUCCCCAUCAUUGCAGCCAUCCUCUUCUUCUUUGUCAUCAGCUGCCUGCUCCAGACAAGCUUCAGAGACCCGGGUAUCCUGCCCAGAGCCACCCCAAGUGAGGCCGCAGACCUGGAAAAGCGGAUUGACAGCAUGGGUACCUCUACAUAUCGCCCACCAGCCCGCACGAUGGAAGUGGUCAUAAACAAGUAUGUGGUGAAACUCAAGUACUGCUACACCUGCAAAAUGUUCCGCCCUCCACGCACCUCUCACUGCAGUGUCUGCGACAACUGUGUCGAGAGGUUUGAUCACCACUGCCCCUGGGUGGGCAACUGCGUGGGGAAGCGCAACUAUCGCUACUUCUAUGCCUUCAUCCUCUCCCUCUCCUUCCUGACAGCCUUCAUCUUCGCCUGUGUUGUCACCCACCUCACUCUGCGCUCUCAGAGAGAUGGAUUCCUUGCCACUCUGAAGACAACACCUGCAAGUGUGCUGGAGCUGGUGAUUUGUUUUUUCUCAGUCUGGUCUAUUUUGGGCCUCUCAGGUUUUCACACUUAUUUAGUUGCUUCCAACCUGACGACAAACGAAGAUAUCAAAGGGUCCUGGUCGAAUAAGAGGGGUUCAGAGUUUGCCAAUCCCUACAGCCAUAAAAGUAUCCUCACAAACUGCUGUGCAGUGCUGUGUGGACCAUUCCAUCCCAGUUUGAUAGACAGAAGAGGAUUUAUCCAGCCAGAUGUCGGGACCCCGGCCAGUCCUAAGAGCGAAAUCCCUUCCUUUGGAGCCAAAACUGACACCAGCAUGUUUAUUUAUUAUUUUUUGUUUCACUGUGAUGUGGCCUGUCUGGACUUUGGACUGAGAGAGCCCAACAGCAUGCAAGACCCUCAGAUUUGUGCAGAAAGCAGGGGGUUCCUGCUGCACCUGGGAAGCAAAUAGGUCUGGGGAGCCACUAGACCUUCUGAGUCCGGAGCGUCUGCUCCUGGGGAUCACUGUUUCCUGCCAGGAGUAAUGAGGUGGGCCGAUGAUGGGAGCUGGGGACUGGCAAAGGGUUCCCGCUCUGAGCUGGGCUGUCACAGCUCGUCUUCUGGGCUGGUGGAGUCAUAAGUUCCCUGUUAUCCCUGUUAUCUUCAUGAACGUGUCCUGCUCCCCUGUGCUGACGUGGAAGGACUGUUCUGUCUCUUAAUGGCUGGGUUCUCACCUUGACCGCUGCCGGAUUGGCUUUUCUUUUCCAGAAGUGGUUGUGUCUCGGUAAUUCGGGGCUCUUCAGCUGGGAGGACUCUGGCUCCCAGCAGAUGUGGAAGCUAGCUAGAUGUCCCAGCUGCUGUUGAUCCUAUUUUCUGGCUGGUCACUGAGGAGGUGCUGAAGAACUCUGUGUUUUGGCCCUGCCAGUCAGUAAGACAGCGUUUUGCAGCAAGGACAUGAGUUAGGAUGACCCUUCUUUUAACAGGGAAGAAGAAACAUGCAGUGUUCUGUGGCUCUUGUCAUGAGAUGCUGGUUGGCAAGGCUACAGUUGAAAGAUUUGGGAACCUUAGCUUGCCAGGAAGGCCUGGUUAUGUCCUGUCUGUACGAGACCAAAAGGCAACAGAAAAGUGCCUGAAUUCCUGAGGGUCAUACCCUUUUGAGGUGGAGUUUCACAGAGGAAGCAGCGAAACGGGUGCUGAUCUCUGAUAACCUCACGUUGUGCUCUUGGUUUGGGUUUCUGGCCAGCAGACGAGAGCAGGGCUGUCCCCAGCGCCUCAGGAGCAAUUCCCGUGUGCUUGGGCUCAUCCACGAGCAUCGCUCCGUGCCUGCGGAGGCAUGGGAGAGCUGGGCUGGGCAGCCAGCUCUGCGUCGGUGACACUGGAGUGUGUGUAGGGGAGAGUCACAGACCUUGUUAGCAAUACUUGAAUCGUGUUAUUAAAAGCUGCUGGAUAUUUUUGCACAAUUCGUAGAUUUUUUUUUUUGUCUAUGUAGAACGUUUUAUAUUUGGCGCAGGUAGCGUUAUGCAUGUUAGCACCAGGGUAGAGGCUUGCAGCAUUUUGUGUCGAGCUGCCUGGUUAGGUUUCCGUGGGUCAGACGCAUGUAUUUCAACCUCAGGCAGAGGCAGCACAUUUCUGGGGGCAGCCUGUCCCCACUGAAUUCACCAGCGUCGUGCUUCGCACACUGUGAAUGACCGCGCCAGCCCAUGCACAGCUUCGAGGCACGCCGGGCGAUGGCAGAGGCACAAGGUUCCCCCGGCCUUACGUUUCUGGCUGGCUGCACAGAGAUCUCGGUGCUUCUUUGCUGUGCCCACCAGCUCCACCUUCCCCUCUGCAAAGAGCCAAGGUGAGAGCACGGGCGACGGCUGCUGAACUUCUACCGGAUCCCGGCAGAUGGCCCUCACCACCCGGGGAGGCUCCCGGUGAUGCUCUGCCAGCCGCCCCAAUCCUGCACCUUCGUGCCAUCUCACAGGCCAGGUGCUUUAGCGUGUUGUCCGUGUUGCAUCCAGAGAGGCCACCCUGCCCUUCCCUCCCCGCUUCUCCUGCAGGGAUGUCCCCAGCGGGGCUUGUCCGUGGCAGGCGUGGGGCCAGGGCGAGCCGAGCUGUGCGGAGCGGGUCUGGUGCUGGGGAGUGAGGAGCAGUGUGGGGGCUGUUCCCAGGGGCCAGACUCCUUCCUGUUUUUAUUUAAACCGGUUUCCUUUGUUACUCAACAUAAUAAAGUUAUAUUUUUAAAGAGUUAAUUGCUUGGAUUAUUAUUUUAUUCUUUUUAAGAGAGAAGAGGGCAGGUGUCUCUGUGUUUAACAGCUGUCAGGUGGCAGUUGGACUCUUUAUGAGGCCCAGGCCUUGCCUGGAAUCUGUUAGAACCUCCUGCAGGAUGGGGCUACAAGGGAUCCUUAGCAGCAAUUGGUGCUGUCGUGAGCCUUGCUGGAGCGAAGGGAUUUUUCUGUCCCAUGACUCCAGGCUGGGCAGGAUCUCACCUACUCGCUGAUCCCCUUCCUGCAGAAGCUGUCACCUCAGCAUCCUUUCCCCACCUACCUCGUUCGGUCCAGGGCUGUGCCAGGACCUGUGGUCCCCCGCGUCUAACCGAGCCCGCUCCGGCUGUACCGGCAGGUGUUGAGGUGCAUAAUCUCUG
Molecule: messenger RNA, 3388 nt
Organism: Haliaeetus leucocephalus (bald eagle)
Lineage: Eukaryota; Metazoa; Chordata; Aves; Accipitriformes; Accipitridae
Gene: ZDHHC18
Product: zinc finger, DHHC-type containing 18
Exons: 9
Coding region: 35-1234 (399 amino acids)
Biological process (GO): protein targeting to membrane; peptidyl-L-cysteine S-palmitoylation
Cellular component (GO): endoplasmic reticulum; Golgi apparatus
Molecular function (GO): protein-cysteine S-palmitoyltransferase activity
Source: RefSeq, a predicted model, not a curated record